UAUAGCUCAAAAACGAUUGCAUUAUCAUUCGUCAACCUCCAAAACCAAACACCAAGCGGGUUCUUUACGCGCGAAGGUUGGAUAAUACGUGAAAAUGGAACUUUAAAACCACGCAACCUCAACAUUUCAUACAUUUAUUCACUGGUUUUAUAUUUUUUGCCGAACAUCUGGAAGACGCGUUUUCUCAUCCUGGAUAAGUUUUCGAAGUGCGUAACUGUUACCAGCCCUGAUGGACACAUUGCUCAUAUCGACGCCGGUGGGUUUUUUUGUUGCAGCAAACGCGAAGAGGAGGUGCGGGUAAUGAAAAAUCAUCUCUGAAGUUUCGCAACCUUUUUCGCACCUGAGUUUAAACAUCAUCCACUGCGUGGAAUGGCAUCCAGCAAAGUUUAGUUUCCAAAUGGAACUCCUUCAGAGUCAGAUCACAAGAAACGUUUGUAUCUGACUGUGUUUAGCCUACAACAAAUUUCAGCCUUCAGAGUUUGACAGUUCAGCAUGGAUACAUUGAGAAUUGCCAGACAUUGCAUGUUCUUUGCAUGCUUUUGCUCCAUAUGGAGGAGUUCAGCAGCAGAUCACAGCCUGUCAGACCACCUACAGCCGGCCAAUGGAUUGUCUGAACUGUGUGCUAUUGAUGAGCUGCUUUGUCAGGAUGAAAACGCCCUGCUGAGUUUCGAGGCCAUCCUCAGCAUUCACAAAGACAUGGACGACGAUGCAGACGGCAGCGUGGAUGUGACAGAAACAGAUGGGUUUCUAAGGGAGGACCUGAAGUACCACGACACCAAAGGAAAACACAAGAGCUUUCAUAGAGCAGAUAUGCUGAUCACGGUGGAGGACAUGUGGAACUCCUGGAAGGCCUCUGAAGUGUAUAACUGGACAGUAGAGGAAGUAGAGGAGUGGCUCAUCAGAUGUGUAGAGUUGCCACAAUAUGCUGAGUCCUUCAAGAAAAACGGCAUGAGUGGCAGAGCUCUGCCCAGACUGGCAGUAAAAAAUGCCACCCUCCUGCUUGCCGUGCUGAAGAUACCAGAUCGCAGUCAUGCACAGAAGCUGCAGCUGAAAGCUCUGGACACGGUCCUGUUUGGGCCACCAGUGAACAGACACAGUCAUUUAAAGGACUUGAUGCUGGUGGUGUCCAUCGUGAUUGGAGUUGGGGGCUGCUGGUUUGCUUACAUCCAGAGCAGAAACUCUAGAGACCACAUUAGCAAGAUGAUGACGGACCUGGAUGGACUGCAGAGAGCUGAGCAGAGUCUCCUAGACCUCCAGCAGAAACUGCAGAUCGCUCAGCAGAACCAACACACGGUGGAGGUGGAGAAGGUCCGGCUGGAGCAGAAGCUACAAGACGAGAUAGACACGGCCAAACAAGAAGCGCAGAGACUGCGAGAACUGCGCGAGGGCACUGAGAACGAACUGAGCAGACAGAAAUAUGCAGAGGAAGAGCUGGAACAGGUGCGCAUGGCUCUGAAGAAGGCUGAGAAGGAGCUGCAGUCCAGGAGGAGCUGGAGUCCACCUGAAGAUCUUCAAAAGUGGCUGCAGCUCACUCAUGAAGUGGAGAUUCAGUACUACAACAUCAAGAAACAGAAUGCUGAAAGACAGCUCAUCGUGGCUAAAGAAGGAGCGGAAAAGAUCAAGAAGAAGAGAGGAACGCUUUUUGGAACGUUUCACGUGGCUCACAGCUCAUCGUUGGACGAUGUCGAUCACAAAAUCCUGUCAGCUAAACAAGCGCUGGGUGAGGUGACCGCUGCCCUCAGGGAAAAACUCUAUCGCUGGCAACAAAUUGAGCAGCUGACAGGUUUUGUUAUCGUGAACAAUCCUGGAAUGUCCUCUCUCGCUUCUGCUCUUAACCUGGACCCGACGUUUAUUGGCAUCCGCCCUGCUACACCUCAAAACAUACUGUUAUCAGAUGACCUGGAUGAUAUGGACGAAGACAUACUUUCCACAGGAACCCUGCAAUAUGCCGCCUGGCAGAUGGACCGGCGAGUGAGCGACCUUUGGCCUGUGGCCUCCGAGAACCAAUCCCUGUGGAAACAUUCUGCUCCAAGCCUGAUGUCCCUCCGGCCUCGACAUGGAGACCCCAUGCUGAACCUGAGCUCACAGAGGUUGGUAGAGGAAGGCGAUACUGACGCCUGGUCCCCGCGGGCCCCCGGCCGCCCUCACGCACGGGAUCUGAACCGGUCCGAAUCAGAUUCCUCUCUCUCUAUGUCUCAGUACGGGGACACCCAGCACAUCUCCUCAGCUUUACAACACAAUAAGCUUUCCAGGUCCAAUGGGGGUUCGUCCACAGACAGCCCGCUACUGCAGAAAAAGACCUUUGGGAUGGAGAAGUGCGUCAGUCUCGGAGAGAUCCACUCUCAGCCGUCUAGCCUCACCUCAGUCGACUCCACACGUUCUCUCAUCUACACCUCUGAACCGGACGGUUCUUCACCAACUUUAGGAAGGCCAGGCGGUCGUAUUCCUCAGAUCACCGACAGGAAGAACCUGGUGGAUGAGGACAGCGGCUCCACGGGAGAAGACACGGAAGGUUCUAUCUCUGGCAACAAGAAGCGCAACUUUCCCAGGAUCUUUAAGAGACCAAAGAAAUAACAAUAGUUUGAAAUCCAUUAAACCAUGAAAAUAUUCAGAUUUACAGGACUGAGAGUAGCACAUUGGUACUUAAGUUUGUGUCGACCUGCUGGAACAGAUACAUUUUCAUUUGUUGGGAACAGGUACGAUAUCACUGUAAAUGUAUUUAUUUAGAUACUGCAAUGGCACGAGAUGGUUUGUGCGUUUUUGGAUUGCGUGUUUCUUUUUUUUACUAUGAACCUCAAGCCUCUGAUUUACAAGCACAUGCAAAGGCUUUCGGCACAUUCAAAUAUCAUGUGCUGUUGUUUUACAUAGGAUUUGCCUGGACUUUAUCGACUUGCUGCUGCUGUUGUGAUGCAACAUAGCAUUGCACUUCCAGGGGAUACGUUUGGCUUCAAUUAUUACUAUCUUUACUUUUUAAAAGCCUUUGUAAACAUUAUUCAUCUUCAUAAAUAUUCCACAUCGCCUGAAAAAAAAACACUGAUUUGCAUGUGACGUCAAUGGAC
Messenger RNA from Triplophysa rosa, 3059 nucleotides. It is a transcript of the gene stim1b, whose product is annotated as stromal interaction molecule 1b. Bases 493 to 2574 code for a protein of 693 amino acids. Gene Ontology annotation, cellular component: endoplasmic reticulum; plasma membrane. Gene Ontology annotation, molecular function: calcium channel regulator activity; calcium ion binding; protein binding. The transcript is spliced from 14 exons. The record is from RefSeq and is a predicted model, not a curated record. Gene Ontology annotation, biological process: activation of store-operated calcium channel activity; store-operated calcium entry; intracellular calcium ion homeostasis. Lineage: Eukaryota; Metazoa; Chordata; Actinopteri; Cypriniformes; Nemacheilidae.